Closterium sp. NIES-67 is the source of this 7415-nucleotide messenger RNA. The record is from the annotation of a GenBank genome assembly. Lineage: Eukaryota; Viridiplantae; Streptophyta; Zygnematophyceae; Desmidiales; Closteriaceae.
AUUCUUCAUCCCAACCAGCCAAUCCUUCGUUUCCUCACACCACGUGGAGCACAUAACGUCCCACUCUUUGCACCUCGUGAGUCAUAUGACGCGAUUUAUCUACUUCUACUUCGCCUCAGAGCUUACACGCUUUUUCCUGUCCAGCCCGUUUUUUAUGCUCGACAGUCUAGAGAGUUCCGCGAAGACCGUUGCAAAUACUCCGCGUCUAAAAUACCGAUGGUCCUACACGUCUGGCCACUAGCGCUAGUUUUGUCCCGAACCGCGUUCUGAAUGUUCCGUGUCACGACGCAAUGACGGUAUCUCCCUGUUCGCUACGAAAUUCCAAAGGAUUUCUUUCUUUACGUCGAAUAACUACCCGGCGACAAUGGCUGGGACGAGUAAUCGCGAAAGUAGCAGCGAUGUCAUUACCAGUAUUCGUACUUCUGCCGCCAGUUGUAGCUUCUUACCACGUGACGUAGUAGUCUCAACCAAAAUCUAUGCAGGGUCCAUCGAUGUUAUAUCGAGCUUUGUCGCCGUCUCACCCGAAGUUCGGGACCCGGAAAUCCACACCACCUGGCAACAAAACGCCGCGGAGCGAGCGACGUCGGGAGAUUCCCUAUGUCUUAAGUCUCCUACUAUUACUCCUCAGACGUCUCAACGAGCGCUUACUCUAUCCAAAGUAGACGACGACACGCCGUUUUUUAUAGCAGGAGGAGCCGCCCCAGCCGCCGCCGCAACUGCCGGCGCAAUCGACGCGCGACACUUUCCGGGCGGCCGUCAUCACCACCAUGACGGUGACGGUCGCGACGACCGAGUCGUCGAUGGCGACUGGCCUGCGACGAUGUCAGGCGAUUCGCGGCGGCUCGUGACGUCGCCGAGCCAUCAUUGUCGCAUGCGGUGGUCGCCGAUAAACUCGCCGUUUUACGAUCCGCGUCGGUGUCACGAUCUCACCCAGGGCGACGUCCUCCAGCCAGCGAACUCCCACUCGGCGAACUCCCACUCGGCGAACUCCGACUCGGAGUCCGACUCGGAAUUUCAAGCUGUGUGUCAGGAGAGGUGUUGGCUAGGAUUCAGCGAUUUCCAGUCUCAGGAUAUGCGUAGUAGCUACGGUACUCGAAAACCUAGUAGAAGUAGCACAUGCCAGGAGAAGUUUCGGCUCGGAUUCAGCGAGUUCCAGUCUCAGGAUAUGCGUAGUCGCUUCGGUAGUAUACCUAGUAGUAGUAGCACGAUAGAUGAUUUGCUGGGUCGACAUUUGAAUCGACUCAGAAGAAGUAGCUUACUUAGUGGUAGCGUACUUAGAAGCACAGCCGAUGAUUUGCUGGGUCGACACUGCGGCGCUCUUCGGACCUCAAGGGCUCGGCGCGUUGCAAGCAGCUUCACGAUUUUCCGCGGAAACCGCUGGAAUGCCGCGGCGGCGUCCGUGAUGACGUGGCUACUGGUGCUGACGUGGGCAAUUUUACGGACGACCGCCGCGGGAGCAGAUGUAACAGACACAGUGGGGGAACGAGGGGAUAGCGUGAGCAGUGGCCGACGCCUGUCACUAAGUGGCGGAAAGGUGGCGCUGAGUGGCUUCGUGGAAAGGAGCGGCGGCGACGCGGCACGCUCAAGCAGUCCUCGUGGGGGGAGCUCAAGCUUAGCGGAUGGCGCGCGCGAAGCUCGGCGCGCAGCAACAGUGGAUGCGCGCGAAGCUCGGCGCGCAGCAGUAGAGGAUGCGCCCGGCUCCGACUCCGCGACCGUCGAUCCGCAGGUUGAUCCGCACUUCAGGUUUCACGGAGCCGAGCAUUAUAAACGCCGCCGGGUCGAUUCGCCGUCGUCGCGGUUACCACUGGACGGCGAGAUUUCUUCGCAGCGUUUGAUUCUGGGAGCCGCACCCAUGGCGCCGUCUAAGCAAUUGCCAAGCCUGCCGCGCGAAUCUGCAUCGGUUUCGUCCCAACCUGUUCUUUCAACACCAGCCGCGUCGUCGUCACUAGCCACGUCGGCACCAGUAUCCGCGUCGCAGUCGAUCACGAUUGGCUGCCUCGUGCCCGUGGAUCUCACCCCCGACAGCGUCCACAUGCUUGCCGCCGUGACUAUAGCGGUGGAUGAGAUCAACCUGUCGACGUCUCUGCUGCCCAACCACACGGUGCUGCUCGCGGCCCUCAACUACACCACUCUGCCCGUCGCAGGGCAGCUCGCAGCGCUCCAGCUGGCCUCCAUGGACCCUCUGCCGGUGGCGGUGGUGGGACCGCGCAACUCGGACCAAGCAGCGCUUGUCAGCCCCCUCGCAACAGACGCCCAGAUCCCCUUUGUGUCGCCAUCCGCCACGGACGUGAGGCUGACAGCAGGCAGGGACAGGCCGUACUUCAUGAGGACGAUUCACAACGACGGCAUGGACAUGCGCGCCAUUGCAGAGUUCCUGGCCUUCAACAAAUGGAGCGAGGUGAUUGUCAUUCACAGCGACAACCGCUUCGGCCGCAACGGCAUAGCGUCGCUCAACGGCUACCUCUCCACACAGCAGCAAUGGAAGGUCAGGAUCGCGACACGUGUGCCGAUCAAGACGUCGUGGACGGUGGCGGAGACAGGAGCUGCGCUGGCAGCGGUGGAGCGGCUUGAUCCGGCCGUGUUUGUGGUGCACGCUGCUGCUGCCCUCUGCGCCGUCAUCUUCUCUGCUGCCAAUCAGAUGAGCCUGGUGGGGAAGAACUCAGUGUGGGUUGCGUCUGAGGGGGCGGCUCUCGUCAAUUCCACGAUGCUGCAGAAUGUCGAGGGAAUGGUCAUCACGUCUUCCUACCUCCCUCCUUCGCCUCGCCUCACGGCCUUUCGAGAGAAAUGGGCCAACCUGGACCCCAUCCGCUUCCCCAACGCCAGUAAAGAGGAGGCCAAGUCGUACACCCUGGCAGCGUAUGACGCCACUUACCUCAUCGCCUGGGGCCUGCACUCCCUGCUCUAUGGGAACGACAGCAACACUGGCAGUGGCAGCAGCAACCACAGCAGCAGUGGCAGUAGCGGCAGCCAUUGCAAUGCUAGCCCUUCACUUCCAUCUCUCACACACUCAUCUCACUCACCCCUACUUCUCUCUCCCCCACCUAACCCACCCCCACCACCGCACUCACCCCUACCUCUCUCGCCCGCGUCUCACCCACCCCCACUGCACUCACCCCCUUCUCACCCACCCCCACCGCACUCACCCCCUUCUCACCCACCCCCACCGCACUCACCCCCUUCUCACCCACCCCCACCUGACUUGGCCUCAUCCCUCUGGCCUGGGAAGUUGCGUGCUGCCACUGCCGCUGCUGAAAGUCCCGGUUGCAAUGGCGGCAAUGGUAGCGUUGGGAGUUCGCCUCUCACUCUGCAAACGGACUAUAGAAGCUCAGUCAGGAGGAAGAUUCCUCUGCAGCUUCGUGGGAUAAAACGGAGCUUGGUGGGUCCCAUGCUCCGGCAAGCCAUGCUAUCAGUCACCUUUGAUGGGGUCCGGGGCAGAAUCUCCCUCAGCGCCAGCGGCGACCUGCAGUCCAACGUGACGCGCAUUCUCAAUGUGCGCAACGGCACCGCUGUGGACGCUGGCUUCUGGACGUCAAGCCUGCUCCUCACUCCCUCACUUGAUUUACCCCCCCUUAACGGCACAUCGCGUAUGCUCAACAUCACCUUCCCAGGGAACGCCACAAAGCCCCCCUCAGGCGCCUUUCCUCGUCGCAAGCUGGUUCUCGCCGUCCCCUACAAGAGGGGCUUCCAGCAGUUCAUCAACGUCACUGGCACCCCUGCCUCCACCCCCACCUCCACCUCCUUCUCCUCCUCGCCGAGUGAUCGCGCCGCCCAGAACAGUCGGUUUUCCGGGUUUGUGGUUGAGUUGUUCCGCCUGGCGCUCAGCAAGCUGCCGUACGAAGCGGAGUACGAGCUUGUGGAGUUUGGGUUUGGGGGGGAAGGCGAGGAGCACUUGGGAUACGACGACAUGCUACAGGCGGUGGCAGACAAGAAAUUCGACGGGGCCAUUGGCGAUAUCUCGGUGACCCAAGCGCGGAGCAAGCUGGUAGAUUUCACACAGCCGUUCAUGGCCUCAGCAGUGAGUGUGGUCAGCUACGUGCCGCCCUCCAGCAGCUGGUGGAUGGCAUUCGCGCCUUUCACUCCCGCCAUGUGGGCGGUGUUUCUCGGCAUGACUGUGGCCACGGGGCUCAUCACGGUGUUUCUGGAGUGCCGCCAGAAUCCGGAGUUCCAGGGGAAGCUGCACGAGAUGCUGCAGCACGCCGUGUGGUUUAGCUACCUCUCCGACUUCUCCUUUCUCGAGAAGCCGGUGCGGUCCGUGAUUGCGCGAACAGUUGUUGCGCUCUGGCUGAUGGUGACGCUCGUUAUAGUCACGUCGUACACAGCCAACAUGACGUCUAUAAUCACGGUCAACAUGCUCACCGUGCCGUCUCUGGACGUGAACAGCGUCAUCAACGCCAACAACCCCAUCGGUUACCAGAGUGGUUCCUUUAUCGAGGGCUACCUUCUGCAGCUGGGUGUUCAGAAGCACAACCUGGUACCGCUUACCAGCGCAGAGGAGUACUCGAGUGCGCUGGUAUCUGGGAGGGUGCGGGUGGUGGUGGACGAGGACCCCUACCUGGACCUCCUGCGGGCCAACCACUGCAGCAUGGCGCAAGUCAAGCAGCCCUACUCCUUUCUCAGCAUGGCAUUUGCCUUUCAGAAGGGCUCUCAGCUGCGCACGGACGUGUCAGCUGCCCUGCUACAGCUGGUGAUGGCAGGCGAGCUGGACGAGCUUCAGCAGCAGUACCUGCAGGGAGGCGGGAGGCAGUGCCCCGAUACGCUCAUGCCAGAAGCGCCCACUGUGCUGGCCAACGAGAACUUCUGGGGGCUCUUCGUGGGCUACGCGGUGAUCUCUGUGGCGUGCUGCGUCAUCUAUUUUGCGCUGCUGGUGUUCCGAGGAGCCAUGGUCGCGAGGGAGCUGUCGCGACAGCAAGCCAAGUCAUACAACACCGACAUGACCAAUUUCGUUCCCACAGAACCAGGGGCUCAACCGCCCCCUGCGGCACUGCCUUCCGCCUUCUCCUUUAAGAGCAACUCGCUAGCACUUAUAGAGGAGCACGGGGACUCGGACGCAGACGAGGACGAUGAUGACGAUGAUUUCGAUGAUUUCGAUGAUGGGUUCGGCUUUCCCAAAGUGAAAGGAAGGAAUGCCAAUGAUGACGACGACGGUGGUGCUGCCGACUGCGAUGAUGGGGAGGCUGUGGGAGGUGCAGGGCUCUCAUUGCCAGCGGUGGAGGCGUCCAAGAGGCAUCUAGUGGUGGAAGACACGAAAGCGGAGACCACUGGGGUCUUUGGGGUCAGCUCGCAAGGGCUGGCAAACCAGCGGAAUGGGGCGGGCGGGCAAGGGGGGUGGGAGAAAGAUGCAGGGGACGAGGCGGAGGACGAGGAGGGGGGUGAGGAGAAGGAGAGGAAGGAGCAAGUGGAGAAGGGUUGUUUCCCUCUGCUUCUCCAGAAGCAGCGGUCAUGUGGACAGUGUGUUCCCCUGCGUGCUGCCACACCAUUCCCGGCCUUCUCUCACUCCGGCUCUGGCUCUGAGCUGCCCCACGCCAAGGCGGUCGCCAGGUCAAUUCGAGACCAGGUGGCUUCAAAGUCCUCUCAACGGCUCCCUGUGGCAACAGCAACGGCAGCAGCAACAGUGGCAUCAGCAGGAGAAGCAUCAAAGGAACAAGUAUUGGAACUAUGUGCACCUGUUAGAUCGUUCUCAGAAGCAGCAAUGGCAACGCAGGCAUCACCAUUAGCUCAAGGAUCAGCAUCAAUUCCACCACCGACAUUAACACUACCACAGGGACCAGCACUAGCAGCAGCAGCAUCAACAUCGACACCAGCAUUGCCAUUAACACGAGCAUCGGCAGUAGCAGCAGCAUCACCAUUGACACAAGCAUCAGCUGUAGCAGUGGCGGCUACAGCAGAGCCAGGAGUGGCACAGCAGCAGGCAAGCCGAGCCGGCGGUCCAGUAGUAGCAAGCUUCAGAGCCGCGGCAGCCGCGGCCACCGUGGUGUCCCUGCACAAGAAAACGGACAAGGACAGCCUCCAAGCGGUGGCAGCCACGGCAGCCGCAUCCACUGCGGCUACUGCCGGAAAUACAGCAGCUUCGCCAUUAGCACAAGCAUCAGGUGUAGCAGCAGCAGUUACAGCAGAGCGGGGAGCGGCGCAGCGGCAGGCAAGCAAAGCCGGUGUGUCAGUGGCAGCUAGCUUCAGAGCCGUGGCCUCCGUGGCGUCCCUGCACAAGAGAAUGGACAACCUCGUCGAUCGAUUCAACAAGGGUCAAGAGUGGAGCAAGAUCCGACACUCCCGCUCAACCGGCGCUUCCCUCACCACCACUUCCUCCACCACCUCCCUCCAAGAGAUUGCCUCGGAAGAUCAGCCAACCAGCAGCAGCCAAGUGGCAGCCAGCAGUAGUUUCGGCAGCGCCAGCCCCAGCCCCCACAUGGUUCCCCACACCCCCCACGGGCGACGGCGGGGGAAAAAAAUGAGAGAAAUUCAGUCGUCGGGCAGUCUGGCAUCCAGCUUUGGUAACCCCAGACCUGGAGACAGGCCCGGUACCAGGCCUAUUGGCAGGUCUGGUUCCGUACCUGACAUGGGCCCUCAUGCAGGAUCGGUGCAGGCGUCGUCAUCUUCUGGGCAGCUAAUUGCUGCUUUGAGAUCAAGCAAGCAGGCGCAGAAAGAAGGGCAAGUGGUCAAAGUCAUGGCGUCUCGUCAACUGCCGGCUCCAAGGCCGUUUGGUGGCCGUGAUGACAUCGACAUGGAUGAUGACGAUGAUUAUGACGAUGAUGAGCUGUUUGGUGCUUUCGAGGAUGACGACGAUUCUGGGGAUGACAUGCCCUUGUCGCAGCUUGAGUGAGCGGCUGCUCCUUAGCUGGACAGUUCCGAUGUUCUCCAUAUUUUGGAGCAGAAGGGGACUAAGAGGUGUUGAGUGCAAUUCAGGUGUGGUUUUCUUCCCGUUACGCAUGUGCGAGUGUUGUCCAAACCUAUGAGUCUCCUUCGUUGUCUUCACCACCCUUAAUGAAAGUAGAUGUAGGGUGAAAGCAAUUCUAGUGAUCAAAGUAAAGUGACGGGGUUGUCUUACAGCGCGUCCACCUUCCACCGCUGUGUCUGUUCCAUUCCACGUCAGUCUGCUGCUGGCUCCUCCCUGCCUGCCUGCGUGACAGAUUCGCCCUGUCAAAACUAACGGACAGCUCCUGCCGAGGGCGGGCGAGAUGGGCGGAAACGACAGAUCUGCACCACAAAUCGGAACAUAUCCGACAGAAAUGCACCCAAAUAUUUUCGAUUCCGCAUGUCCUGUCACCUCUUUCGGACGGGCCUUUCGGACAAGCCCCAGAGUAUUCCGGAAGGGGAUGGAGUCGGCUCGGGAAACCCUGCAUAAAGGAAUCAAAGGCGGGUCAUGACCCCCUGCAGAGUGCCCUCCUACAGAUACUACGGAUUAAAAAAUAUUACUUGUU